UAGUAGUCGCAUCAACGUGUGUCAGAAGGAGGUUGUAACUGCUGCUUCUGGGGAAAUGGCGAGCUGGUGUGUUCGAGCAGUGAGACAGAGCUACUCUCUAGUAGCCUCGCCCGCGUUGAUACGAGGGUCCCAGCGCUUUUUAUGUGCGGCCACCCAGCAGAAGAGUGGCCCCGGGUCGGAGGAUGAUGCAGCCGAGAAGCCGGCGCAGAGUGCAGCAGAGAAAGCCUUGACGGAGGACAAGUCCCUGCUGGAGGAGCAGCUCAAGGAAAUGACAGAUAAGUACAAGCGGGCCCUAGCUGACACGGAGAACCUCAGGACACGGAGUCAGAAGAUGAUAGCGGACGCGAAAUUAUACGGGAUCCAGGGCUUCUGCAAGGACCUGCUGGAAGUGGCCGACAUCUUGGAGAAGGCCACAGAGAGCGUGCCCAAGGAGGAGGUGACGAGCCAGAACCCUCACCUGAAGAGCCUGUACGACGGCCUGGUGAUGACCGAGUCCCAGAUCCAGAAAGUGUUCACCAAGCACGGCCUGGUCAAGCUCAACCCCGAGGGCCAGAAGUUCGACCCCUACGAGCACGAGGCCCUCUUCCACGCCCCUGUCGAGGGCAAGGAGCCGGGCACCGUCGCCUUAGUGACCAAAGUGGGCUACAAGAUUCACGGUCGCACCCUCAGGCCAGCGUUGGUGGGUGUGGCCAAAGCCCCAUAGAUAUACUGAGGGAACUGUGACAAAGUGGGAUUUGUUUUGUUGCCUGGGCAACGGAUGACCUGAGGUACAGUAGACUGGCGAAGGGCACACCGCUUUCCCAUGACCUGUCCUCACUCCCCUCCACCCUAAGGUGCCUCAGAGAUACGGGAAUCCAGCUGAACCGAACCUUUGUAUCUGGACAAAAAUCAUCUGUUAACACUUUGUCAAGCACGGGACAGUUUUUACAGUAAAAUGUUAGUCAGCAGUCAUGUCUCAUUUCAGGCAGUUACUGUCAGAGAUCAUUAAAGUAAUGAACCCGGUCACAGACAGAGGCUUUCAUGUCUCCUCCAAUCAACACAGAUCUGAACUGGAUGAUUUAAAGUAAAAUUAUCAUGAACCCCUUGAAUUUGCAAAUUUGGGGGUGACAGAUGGUGAAAAUACAUCCAUAAAGCAAGUGCCGAGUCUGAACUGCUGGGAUCAUUCCGGACUUUUUUUUUUUUGAAUUAAUUGUGUGAAUAAAAUGGAAAACAUUACUUGAGGAUGUGAGGAAAGGUUGAAGUUUGUCUGUGUACUGAGGGAGGCCUUCCUCAGCCUUUACAUGUAGGUAAGACAUCUCUGGUUCAUUUGGAUGGGACCAGGCUCCGGUAAGCCAGCCUCAGUCACAGUAAUGUCCCUGUGUCUUGUUGGGCAGUAAUGAAACAGUCAUGUAUCUAUAAACCAACCUAAUGAUGUAUUUGGACCUUUGUCCAGACUGUCACAGUAUCAGAAUAAACUGAAAGACUUGUUUUUUUCCUUUUACACAUUUUAUCUUCAAAUAAAUUAAAAAUUAAAAGCA
This is a messenger RNA of Limanda limanda (common dab), 1517 nucleotides long. RefSeq names its product GrpE-like 1, mitochondrial (gene grpel1). The transcript has 4 exons. Gene Ontology annotation, cellular component: PAM complex, Tim23 associated import motor. NCBI's taxonomy places the organism in Eukaryota, Metazoa, Chordata, Actinopteri, Pleuronectiformes, Pleuronectidae. Gene Ontology annotation, biological process: protein import into mitochondrial matrix; protein folding. The record is from RefSeq and is a predicted model, not a curated record. Bases 56 to 703 code for a protein of 215 amino acids. Gene Ontology annotation, molecular function: adenyl-nucleotide exchange factor activity; protein homodimerization activity; protein-folding chaperone binding.